Molecule: messenger RNA, 838 nt
Organism: Physcomitrium patens
Lineage: Eukaryota; Viridiplantae; Streptophyta; Bryopsida; Funariales; Funariaceae
Source: RefSeq, a predicted model, not a curated record
AAACAUCCUCCAAGUUCUCUGCGAGGUCCAUCCACACACAGGAUGCCUGAACCUUGGCUUGAUACAAACCAAUAUAUCACAGUGCUGCCGCUGAGCAGCGCACUGUUGGAUGGAGGCGAGCGAAUCCAGAUAAACAGUCCUUCGCAGGGAGCGCAGCCACGAGCGAUCCUUUUUUUAUCCAUUCAUUACCACUUUCGCUCAGCACCAAAUCUCUCAUCGCACGAGACCCUGACAGCGGAUACGACAGGGAUUGAGCAUGUCGCUCUCCUUAGAUGCCUUAGAAGCCUGGGAAGCGGAAACGACUCAGCUCACAAUUACUCCCGUCGUUCAGUGCUGCCCACUUCCGAGCAUGGAUCAGUGCCGACGCGUCGGAGUGUUGCGCAAAGGCGACCACGGGCAUCCGAAAACUCGCUAGCAAGAAGCUAGCUGUCAAGAACUGAUGAUCAAGUGGAUAGCCUCGCCAUAACUGGUGGAAUCCAUCUCCUUGCAAAAAAAAAAAGCAUCAGCACCACGGCAAAGUAUAUCCACUGUCAUUCAGUCCUCCCACUCCUCCUGCGCUUUGCGCCUUCUUGGAUUUUACCGCUGAAACCUUGUCCUCCAUGGCGAAUCCUCCUUGCUAUCCGCCUGCACUGCACUGGCCAUCCAGGUUGGCAGCCAAAAGCAAAAGCACCGCACCCAGUUGCUUACUUCCGCUGUAGCGCUGACGUCUAUCGCAACAAGGAAGCACAACACACGUGCGCUCUGCACUCUCAGGCUCUUGUACAUAGCAUCGCAUUCUGUGUAAUAAAACGCUAUGCGCACUUGUUUUUUGUGAUGUGAUCCAAUGCGAUCCCACAGU